AUGGGAGCAGAGCUGUGGAUAUACAAAACACCAGGAUUUUCCAACAAUGAGCCCUCGCUCUAUGGCAAUUUGCUCUUAAGCUCGACCACGACAGGUGUAGCCUUUGCCGUCGACAGAGUCGCCGGAAAGGUCGCCUGGACAACUCAACUAGCCGACUCUAGCUCAACCGAUUGUGGCUAUCCUGCUGCACACAAAGACGUCUUUGUCGUUGGCGCCGUGUUCGGUGCCGACCCGCGUAUCGCCGGAGGCGGCAACCAGAAAGUCUUCGGCCUGGAUGUGAACACAGGACAUAAGCUGUGGGAAUACGCUCCGGACAACGUGGUUUGGAAUUUUUCGCCUCU
This is a messenger RNA of Symbiodinium pilosum, 341 nucleotides long. NCBI's taxonomy places the organism in Eukaryota, Dinophyceae, Suessiales, Symbiodiniaceae. The record is from the annotation of a GenBank genome assembly.